Ahaetulla prasina is the source of this 5658-nucleotide messenger RNA. Its product is annotated as complement factor H-related protein 3-like. The coding region runs from base 1110 to 2489 and encodes 459 amino acids. The transcript is spliced from 5 exons. Gene Ontology annotation, molecular function: methyltransferase activity; 2-oxoglutarate-dependent dioxygenase activity. The record is from RefSeq and is a predicted model, not a curated record. NCBI's taxonomy places the organism in Eukaryota, Metazoa, Chordata, Lepidosauria, Squamata, Colubridae.
AAAAAGUUUAAUUUUAUAAUCCUGCUAUCACCAAUACAGAGCCAAAGCACUUCAGUUUGAGCCUAUUUAUCAUUAGAGAUGGAUGAAACUGCAAUCAUUUACUUAUGUCCUUUACUGGGGCAGAUAUUUUUAUCUCUCUGAAACCUCCCUGGCUGGACUGCAGUUUUCCAUUCUGCAAGGGCCCAAUGGAAACUCUGGGGAUGUAGUUGAAAUAGGAGAAAUCUGAAAGACUGCAGAUUGCUGGAGAGGGAGUAGUGCAAUGAAAGACACACUUUUUGGGCAUUUCAUGGCUAUGUUAUUGCAAAAACUGCCACAUUGUACCUUUGAGAAUUGUUCAUCAAUGUAAAGUAAUAUAUAAUAAUAAUAAUAGUAAUAAUAAUAAUAACAACAACAACAACAACAGCAGAGUUGGAAGGGACCUUGGAGGCCUUCUACUCCAACCGCCAGGCAGGAAACCCUACACCAUCUCAGACAGAUGGUUAUCCAACAUUUUCUUAAAAAAAUAUUUUUAUUUUUAUUUUAUUUAUUUAUUUUUGUCACACAGUAUAUAUAAGCAUAAGCAUGAAUUAAUUAUACAACAUAUAAGCAUAUAUAUAAGUAUGAGUAUGUAAUAACUAUAUUAAUUGGAUAUAAUGAAGGAAAACAAUAGGACAGGAAUAGUAGGCACGUCUGUGCUCUUAUGCACGCCCCUUACAGACCUCUUAGAAAUGGGGUGAAGUCAAUGGUAGAUAAUUUUUGGUUGAAGCUUUUGGGAUUUUGGGAAGAGACCACAGAGUCAGGUAGUGUAUUCCAAGCAUUAACAACUCUGUUACUGAAGUCAUAUUUUCUGCAAUCAAGAUUGGAGCGGUUAACAUUAAGCUUAAAUCUAUUGUGUGCUCGUGUAUUGUUGCAAUUGAAGCUGAAAUAGUCUUUGACAGGAAGGACAUUGUAAUAGAUGAGUUAAUAGAUGAGUUAAACUAUGAGUUAAACUCAGGUCAUGUCGAAGGCAGCAUAGUUCUAAAUUUUCUAAACCCAGGAUUUCAAGUCUGGUGGCAUAAGGUAUUUUGUUGUAUUCGGAGGAGUGGAGUAUUCUUCUUGUAAAAUAUUUCUGGACACGUUCAAUUGUAUUGAUGUCAGAAAUGUGGUAUGGGUUCCAAACAGUCGAGCUGUAUUCAAGAAUUGGAUUGAAAAAAAUUUCCAGUGUUGGAGCAUUUACAACUUCUGCAGAAAUUACAUGCAACUCUCCAAGAAUAUCUAAUGGUACUUUCCGACCUCAAAGAACUAUAUAUCAUGAUGGGGAUCUAGUUCGAAUUCAUUGUGACAAUGGAUUUACUUUUGAACCAGAUAAUGGAGAAAAGGUGGUUGAAUGCACAAAGAAUGGAUGGUCACCUCCACCAAAAUGUAUCAAAAAGGGCUGUGACUAUAUCCAAAUAGAAAAUGGAAGAAUGGCCAAUCUAUAUGAACUAUACAGACCUUUUCCAAUAGCAGAGGAACAAUCCAUUUAUUUUUAUUGUUAUGAUGGUUUUCUGCCUGCAAACAAGGAAACGUGGCAAACAGCAACAUGCAUCAAAUCCCAAUAUGUCCCAGAACUAAAAUGUUUCAGGAUAUUCUCCUGCAGACCAGCAGUCAACAUCCACUUGCACAAAAAAUGGCUGGUCACCUCCUCCAAGUUGUAUCCUGCCAGGAAGCAGCAGGUGAAGCUAAGCAAGAUCACAUCAAAUACCUGUACAAUUAGCACAGGGGCCCCCCAAGGCUGUGUGCUCUCCCCACUUCUCUUCUCUCUGUAUACCAAUGACUGCAUCUCCAAUGAUCCAUCUGUUAAGCUACUGAAGUUCGCAGAUGACACAACAGUGAUUGGUCUCAUUCGAGACAAUGAUGAAUCCGCAUAUAGACGAGAGGUUGAACGACUAGCCUUGUGGUGCAACCAAAACAAUCUGGAACUGAAUACACUCAAAACCGUAGAAAUGGUGGUAGACUUUAGGAAAAACCCUUCCAUACUUCCACCUCUCACAAUACUUGACAACACAGUAUCAACAGUAGAAACCUUCAAAUUUCUGGGUUCUAUCAUAUCGCAAGAUCUCAAAUGGACAGCUAACAUCAAAAACAUCAUUAAAAAAGGACAACAAAGAAUGUUCUUUCUGCGCCAACUCAGUAAGCUCAAACUGCCCAAGGAGCUGCUGAUCCAAUUCUACAGAGGAAUUAUUGAGUCUGUCAUUUGCACCUCUAUAACUGUCUGGUUCGGUUCUGCAACCCAACAAGAAAAACACAGACUUCAGAGGAUAAUUAGAACUGCAGAAAAAAUAAUUGCUACCAACCUGCCUUCCAUUGAGGACCUGUAUACUGCACGAAUCAAGAAGAGGGCCGUGAAAAUAUUUGCAGAUUCCUCGCAUCCUGGACAUAAACUGUUUCAACUCCUACCCUCAAAACGACGCUAUAGAGCACUGCACACCAGAACAACUAGACACAAGAACAGUUUUUUCCCGAAGGCCAUCACUCUGCUAAACAAAUAAUUCCCUCAACACUGUCAGACUAUUUACUGAAUCUGCACUACUAUUAAUCGUUUCAUAGUUCCCAUCACCAAUCUCUUUCCACUUAUGACUGUAUGACUAUAACUUGUUGCUGGCAAUCCUUAUGAUUUACAUUGAUAUAUUGAUCAUCAAUUGUGUUGUAAAUGUUGUACCUUGAUGAACGUAUCUUUUUUUUUUAUGUACACUGAGAGCAUAUGCACCAAGACAAAUUCCUUGUGUGUCCAAUCACACUUGGCCAAUAAAAAUUCUAUUCUAUUCUAAAGAAACAGAGUAGAACAGUAAACAUUCCAAUUCACUAUCGGAUCAAAAAUCCACAAACAGUUGCUUCUCCUGGAGUUGUUCUGGAGUUAGCAUAAUCGAACUUGAUGUUCAUAAUCAGAGGGAGGUUCAGCCAAAUGGAUUUCUGCUUAUUCUAAAAUCUAAUGUGGGAAAAUCAUAAACAGAUAUAAUGCUUUAUUUUUCUUUUUUGUUUUGUUUUCCUUUUUUUCUGUUUGGAUAGUUAGAUAUUGUAUUAAAAUCAGUGGUGGGUUUCAAAUUUUUUUUACUACCGGUUCUGUGGGUAUGGCUUGGUGGGCGUGAUGUGGCUUGGUGGGCGUGGCUUGGACAUGACGGGGAAGGAUACUGUAAAAUCUCCAUUCCCACCCCACUCCAGAGAAAGGUUACUGCAAAAUCCCCAUUUCCUCCUGAUCAGCUGGGAGUUGGGAGGCAGAGAAUAGAUGGGGGCAGGGCCAGUCAGAAUUUUUACUACCGGUUCUUUGAACUACUCAAAAUUUCUGCUACUGGUUCUCCAGAACUGUUCAGAACCUGCUUAAACCUACCUCUGAUUAAAAUGUAUUUUUUUAUUAAAUUUAUAUGCUGCCCAUCUCACCAGCAAUUGACUCCAGGCAGUUUACAACAAGAUACAAAUGACAAUACAAAAGAUGAACUCAACAAAAUGAUAAAUGUUAACACUAACUUAGGAAAGAUAGCCAAGACCAAUAGACAAUGGGGUGAAAUUGCAGACUUCUCUCAAUCAACUAACCAUCUCCAGUAUAAAACACCCCAAUCCAAUGACCGUAGGCCAAGCAGCAGAGCCAGGUUUUAAUUAUAUUAAGUAAAACAAGAUUAAGCUAUGUCUUAGAAAUUGCUGUAGCGUUUCCUACUACACAUCUUAAAAAAUUGUUAGUUGGCACAAAAUGGGCUAAAAUUUGCCAUGAUAUAAAUUCAACCGAUCCAUUGAAGAUAUUCUGAUUUCCUAACAAAAAGCAAAGCAACAAUCAAAAAAGAGGAAGGGAUGGUAGUAGCUUGGAGAAAUCAGAUGAAAUAGUCAAACUGCUGAACUAAAUUUUAGUGGUUGGGAGAUUACCUCAAGAGCUAUGAAUUUUGCGGUUAGCAGCUGCUGCUGUUGCUACUGAAGACCUUAAAGAACGUUUAGAAUUUAUCAACCCAAGUGGUUUUCUUUUUCUUUUUUUCCUUUCUUUCAAAUUGUAUUUAUUUUUUAUUGAUUACAUUUCUUAGUGCUUAAUGGUGGUGUUCUUUUUCUUUUUGAAAAGUUGGAAGCAUUGCCUGAAAAGCUGAACUAUUGCUUGAUUUGUUUGUUGUUACCAUUGCAACACAAAGUUCACAAAGCUGUUAUAAAGUCCUAUUUUAGCUAUCAAGGUCAAAUUCUUCUUCCAGUAAUAUUUCCUCUUCACAAGAUCCCUAACAAAAAGCAAAGCAACCAGCAAAAAGGAGGAAGGGAAGAUAGUAGCUCAGAGAAAUCAGAUGAAAUAGCCAAACUGCUGAACUGAAUUUUAGUGGUUGGGAGAUUACCUGAAGAGCUAUGAAGGCCUGGCUGCUCCUGGUUGUUGAUUUUCUUCUCUGGCCAGGCUGCUCUUCUCAAAAUGGUAAGUUAAGAAAAGAAAUAAAGGAGUUACUAAGGGAAACAGCUUCUGCUGCAUUCAUUAAAGGCCCAAUUAUUUUUAGCAAAAGCAAAUAGUUCAAUUUUUCAUUUGUGGCUUUUUGGAGAUUUGUAAUGCCAAAUUCUUUAAGAAUAUCCUUUAUAAUUCCAAUCCCUUUUUUUCAAAUACAACAUUUUUCAACAAUUGAUUUGUGAAUACCAAAAUAUUUUAUCGGUAUUGUAAAUUCACACCCAACUUUUUUCAGUUAAUAAAGAACUUGAUACAAUAAUAACCAAGUGAUUAUCAUGUCUAAGAUGAGGCUUCCUAAAUCAGAGGGACUGAAAUUAUAGAGAUGUAUUUCAGUUGGGUUUAUAUCAGGAUAAAUGCAAAGAAAUUGGAUGUCUAAAUUGGUGAUUAUAUCUUUCACAAAAAGACAAGGAGGAUAAUAUUCACUUCACAAGACACUGAAGCUAAGACUGUAUUUGCAGAUAGUCAUACUAAUCAGACUUUUGAGUCAAUCAUAUAUUUAUCACAUUUUUUGGAUGGUUGCAAAAAUCAUUCAUGAAGGAAAAGGAAGAAAAGAACUGGCCUUAAUCAACAGAGAGUAUAGAAGGUAUUCCUUCUGCAGUAAUUAUAAAAUUAACUGAUAAUUGGUACAAUAAAUAGCGAAUACUAACCCAUUUCAGGCUCUUACUUUGAAAUUUGAUAGCUGAAGAUGUCAACGUUCCAGAAAACCCUUUCCUGCAGAAAAGAUUCCAAGGCAAGCAUCUUUCAAUGUUAGAGAUAGUUGUUCUACAAUUAUUUUCUUGUCCUGUUUCUUCCCAGCAUGGCUAAUUUGAACUUUAUAUUUGAAUAAUAUCUUUGUGUCUUUGUGUGUGUAUAUUAUCCCACUAUUGUAUUUUCUUAGAACCCUUUUACACAUGGAACAUUGUCUUGCUUAAAAGAUGUUGUGGAUCUUAGGUGCUUUAGUUCAUGACUGUAACAGCUGAGAGACAAAAAGAAAAUGAGGGGCAAAGAGAGAGAGAAAUCUAUUUACUCAGAUCUCUAAUCAUUUUACCCUACUGCAACAUAGAAUUUUCUACAUAAACUUUAAUCUUAAAGGAAUUCUUUACUGUAAAAUUUUCUAUAUGUCAUCUGAUCUCUGUCUUUCUGCAGCUCCUUGUACAACACGCGAAGAAGAUAUGAGACAACGCAAUAUAAGGCUCAAGUGGACGCAACAGCUUUCAAUAUAUAUAGAGGAGGGAAAUCUUAUUGAGUUUCGAUGUAUCAGAGGCUAUCAACCACGUCCAAGU